CACUACUCAUAUACCACUAGACAGGUUCAGCCCUACAAAUGUCCGAUAUUAACUCGUCAAAUACUUCUUUUGCUCACCCCGGCGACGAAGAGAAAUUCGCCGAGGCUCCCUACACUGCAGACCCACGCCUGCCUAUUCUCUCGUGGGACAACCUCAACUAUGAUGUCAAGACCAAGGAUGGCGGAACCCGGCGGGUGUUGCACGAUAUCAGUGGCGCCAUCUACCCAGGCGAGCUGGUUGCCAUCAUGGGUGCCAGCGGCGCCGGCAAGACCACACUACUCAACAUCUUGUCAGGCCGUGUUCAAGGCGGCCGGCUGUAUGGCGACAUCAAGUUCAACGGAAACAAGCGCGACGCACACUCAUUCAAAAGACUGUUGGCAUUUGUCGAGCAAGACGACCUGAUGCAUGCUUCGCUGACCGUUGAGGAGACCCUGCUGGCUUCCGCACGACUGCGCCUGUCCGAUACCAAGUAUACUGAUGAGGACAAGAAGACACGGGUUGCUGAGAUCCUCCGGCAGCUGCGCUUGACCCAUGUGAAGGAUACGCCUAUUGGCGGGCACUUCGAGCGCGGUGUCAGUGGCGGUGAGCGCAAGCGUGCCAGCAUUGGUGUAGAGUUGGUCACAGAUCCAGCUAUUCUUAUGCUUGACGAGCCAUCGUCUGGCCUAGACUCGACGUCGGCUGAAAUGGUCGUUGCGCUGUCGAAGGAGAUGUCGCGCAAGCGCAAUCUUGGCACACUCAUGACUAUCCACCAGCCGAGCACCGAGAUGGUGGGCAUGUUUGACAAGCUGAUUCUGCUCUCUCAGGGCAAGCUCGUUUACAUGGGGCCUGCAAAGGACGCUGUCCAGUACUUUACACAGCUCGGACAUCCAAGCACUAACCCGAACCCCGCAAACUUCUUCAUUGACCUGAUGUCAAUUGACUUUGCCUCCGACGAGGCAAUGCAGGCGAGCGAGCUGCGCGUGCAGAAGCUAGUAGAUGCGUUUGCCGAGUUCCGGGCUUCUGGUGAGAAGCUCCAUUGGCCUACAAACAAGAAUAUUACUGGCUCAGGUCACGACACGCCAGUGAAUGGGAGCCAGGACAUUUCAGAGCGCUUUAAUGCCCUGAAGCCCGACAUUUCCGACGAGCAGGCAUCUUUGGUUGUCACCGAGCCGCUGCCCAUGAACAGGUGGAUCCGCGAGACAUGGGUGCUGUUUGAACGCGACUGGAAGCUCCAGCUGCGCAACAGCGGACUUGUCAACGGCCUGGUGGCUCAGAGUCUCAUUUCCAUGCUGUUCAUUGGUUUCGUGUUCUUCAAGCUCGGCAAUUCGGAGGAGUCAGUGCAGAACCGUAUUGGUGCUCUGUUUGCAAUGGUUCUUCUGUCGGUCUUCCCAGUAGCUAUCCCCGUAAUGACCAUGGUGUUGUCAGGUCGGGCAGUGCUGCUGCGUGAGCGGUCGGGCGGCGCAUAUCGGAUGUCGAGCUACUUUGUGUCUCGGGUGCUGAGCAUCAUUCCGCUGGUGUUUGUGCCCUACUUUAUCAUGUAUAUCGGGAUUUACUUCCUGGUGAAGUUCCAGGUGGACGCAGGCAAGUUCUUCAUUGGGCUGGCAAUCUUUGUGUCCAUCCUGCUCGCUUCCUUGGCGUUUGCCUUCGUAGUGGCAAUGCUGGUGAAUUCGAUGGAGGUCGCGCACAUCAUCACACCGCUAACGCUGGCCAUGCUAAUGCUGUUUGCUGGCAACAUGGCCAACGCGCACAGCAUCACGCCAGUGCUGCGCUGGAUCAAGUACAUCUGCAUGAUGUACUAUUCGUACUCAGCAUUUGUGCAGAACGAGUUCAGCGGGCUGACCUUCAACUGCAAGGAGGACUCAGUGUCGUGCUACCGCACUGGCGAAGAGGUGAUUGCUGGGUACAGCCUCGGAAACGAGACCAUUGCAGAGUGCAUUGUCAUCAACCUGGCACUGGCGGUUGGCAUGUAUGCCGCUGCUUAUAUGCUGCUGAGGUGGAAGAUCAAGCCCAGGUAUCUGUUUGUUUAAGGGCACAUUAAUUUUGUUAAUAACAACUGACUUUUGAAU
Linderina pennispora is the source of this 2045-nucleotide messenger RNA. RefSeq names its product P-loop containing nucleoside triphosphate hydrolase protein. Gene Ontology annotation, molecular function: ATP hydrolysis activity; ATP binding; ABC-type transporter activity. Lineage: Eukaryota; Fungi; Kickxellomycota; Kickxellomycetes; Kickxellales; Kickxellaceae. Gene Ontology annotation, cellular component: membrane. The record is from RefSeq and is a predicted model, not a curated record. Bases 39 to 2006 code for a protein of 655 amino acids. The transcript has a single exon.